Sceloporus undulatus (fence lizard) is the source of this 5575-nucleotide messenger RNA. RefSeq names its product Rho guanine nucleotide exchange factor 10 like (gene ARHGEF10L). Gene Ontology annotation, cellular component: cytosol. The record is from RefSeq and is a predicted model, not a curated record. Gene Ontology annotation, biological process: actin cytoskeleton organization; positive regulation of stress fiber assembly; SREBP signaling pathway. Lineage: Eukaryota; Metazoa; Chordata; Lepidosauria; Squamata; Phrynosomatidae. The transcript has 30 exons. Gene Ontology annotation, molecular function: protein binding; guanyl-nucleotide exchange factor activity. Bases 676 to 4737 code for a protein of 1353 amino acids.
CAUCGGCGUGUGACGGAUGGGAGGCCAAGGGCUGACAGAGCUCUUUGGAGAGGGACUGAAAGAGAAGAGAGGGAAGGAGGGAAUGAAAGAGAGAAAGAAAGAAAGAAAGAGGCUGGCCCUGCACAGGCGUCUCUCAUGGCCUUCUGACGUAGGUCUGACACAUAGAGACGGCUUUGGCUUGGCCUCCUUUUCCUCCUCCUCUUGAAUAUUCAUGGCUGCUGGACUUCUGGGGAACAAGAGGGAAGGCCACACAUUUGCUGCCAUUGCCUCCAUGCAAGGGGCAGCUCUUUGCUAAUAUUUACCAAGAGGUCAGUAGGUGCAAAGCCAAGGCGCAUCAUCGCAGCAUUGGUUGCUCUAUAUACCUCUUCUUUUUGGAAAGAAAAGCAAGGAGGGACACUGCCAAAGCAUUGCAAAAGCAUUGCAAAAGCGAGGCCUAGGUUUGCAGCUUGGGCAACGAUGAUGGAAGGAGGCGAAGGAGCCGUGGGAAGAAGGGACAUGUGCGCAUGACGUGUGUCCAAGGGUCUCUUUCAUCGGGCGCACGGGGGGAGAAGAAAGGGCCGCUUAAGCCGUAGCAGCAUGGAGAGCUUUUUGUAACUACUCCGCACAAAAGGAGGAAGACAUUUUGGGAAGGACCCAGGAGAGACACAUCAGAGCAAAGUGGUGCCCAAGGCAGAGAUGGCCUCUUCCCAACCGGGUUCUUCGCUAGGAGACAGGGCCGCGACUUCUGGCCCCCCCGAGGUUUUGGCAGAGGGAGACGAAGAUACGGGGGAGCCCUUCGACUUCGAGGACAGCGAGGAAGAAGAGGAGGACGAAGAGGAGGACAUCGCUCGGCUAGUGGUCAGCAACGCCCGGACGGAGCUGGGGUCCAGGGGAGCUCUCCAAGACCCUCCGUCCAGGAGAAGGUCCAGCAUCAGCGAUGACCUGGAGCCCUUGGAUGAAUGGGAGGCUGAGGAAGCACUCCUGGAGGAUCGGGCCCCUUUGCUGACCUCUUCCGAUUCGGGGAGCCAUCUUGAUCCUUUCGGCUCUCAGACCCAGCCAGAGUUUCUGGGUGUCGUGCGCAAUGGAGACGUCGGGAAUGCGCAGAGCGGGAUGCGGGUCUACAGCUGGAAAAGGAAGACCUUGCGCCGAGCGGCGUCAACAGGUGGUCCGGUCGUCCCCCCGGCGGCCGAAGAGGACGUGAUCUACGACGACGUUCCUUACGAAAGCGCAGAGCCGGAGCAAUGUGAUUCAGACAGAAACCUUAUUUAUGAAGAUGUCCAUCAUGACAAGGAGCCUCAAGAAGCUGAGGAUCUAGGAUGGAGCUCCAGCGAGUUCGAAAGCUACAGCGAAGACUCGGCGGAUGAGACCAAGCUGGAAGCCGAACCCGCCAAGCCCAAGGUCUCCUUCCAACCAAAGCAGCUUUCUCCAGACCUCCACAGACUAAAGGAAAGAUACACCAGGACUAAGAGGGACAUCCUGGCUUUGAAAGUCGGGGGCAGAGACAUGCAGGAGCUGAAGCAAAGAUAUGAUUGCAAGAUGACCCAGUUGAUGAAAGCGGCCAAGAGCGGCACCAAGGACGGUCUGGAGAAGACCAAGAUCGCCAUGAUCCGGACGUUCCUGCACAAGAAGGAAGCCCCAGGGGACGGAGAGGCAAGUAGGAGCGUCCCGGACGUAGGACGGAAGCGCUCCUUAUCCUGGACGGGGGAACUCUGCAAAGCCCACUGGCCAAGCUCCGAGAUCGGUGAUUCGGAAGAGGAAGACAUGGGGUUCUUGGAGGUCCCAGUGACAGCUAUGAAGCAACUCCUUCCAGAGUUGGGCCCAAUGCCUGAAGGAUUGAGCCCUCAACAGGUUGUCCGGCGACACAUCCUCGGCUCCAUUGUGCAAAGCGAGAGGAGCUACGUCGACUCCUUGCGGCGGAUCUUGCAGGACUACAGGAACCCCUUGAUGGAGAUGGAGCCCAAAGUGCUCAGCGCCAGGAAAUGCCAGGUGGUUUUCUUCCGGGUCAAGGAGAUACUCCAGUGCCACUCCAUGUUCCAGAUCGCCUUGUCGUCGCGUGUCGUGGAGUGGGAUACGACGGAGAAGAUCGGUGACCUCUUUGUAGCCUCAUUUUCCAAGUCAAUGGUGUUGGACGUGUACAGCGAGUACGUCAACAACUUCACCAGCGCCAUGUCCUUGAUCAAGAAGGCCUGCCUCACCAAACCUGCCUUCCUGGAGUUCCUCAAGAAGAGACAGAUGGCCAGCGUAGACCGGGUGACCCUUUACGGUUUGAUGGUGAAGCCCAUCCAAAGGUUUCCACAAUUCAUUCUUCUGCUGCAGGACAUGCUGAAGAACACCCCAAAAGGCCACGCGGACCGACUUUCUCUCCAGCUGGCCCUCACCGAACUGGAAACCCUGGCGGAGAAACUCAAUGAGCAAAAGCGUCUGGCGGACCAAGUGGCUGAGAUCCAGCAGCUGACCAAGAGCGUCAGUGACCGCAGCAGCCUCAACAAGUUGUUAACCUCGGGUCAGCGCCAACUGUUGCUCUGUGAGACUUUGACGGAGACGGUUUACGGAGACCGAGGUCAACUGAUCAAGUCCAAGGAGCGGAAGGUGUUCCUCUUGAACGACAUGCUGGUCUGCGCCAAUAUCAAUUUCAAGCCAGUGGACACCGGGGGUCAGCUUGAGAUCAGCAGUCUGGUCCCUCUGGGGCCCAAGUACAUCGUGAAGUGGAACGCCGCUCUUCCGCAGGUCCAAGUGGUGGAAGUUGGGCAGGAGAGCAGCGCCCAGGACAAGGACCACGUCGUCAUCCAGAACGUGGCGUCCAAGCGGCACAUGCCCAGCAGCCAGUCCUCUGCCCACAAUAAAGUCUACUUGGGUCCCCCUCGGCUGUUUCAGGAGCUCCAAGACCUUCAGAAGGACCUUGCAGUGGUGGAGCAAAUAACUCUCCUCAUCAGUACCCUCCAUGGCACCUACCAGAACCUGAACAUGACGGUGGCGCAGGACUGGUGCCUUGCCCUCCAAAGGCUGGUGAGGGUCAAGGAGGAAGAGAUCCAUUCUGCAAACAAGUGCCGCCUCCGUCUCCUCCUUCCAGGAAAACCGGACAAGUCCGGCCGACCCAUCAGCGUCAUGGUGGUUUUCAUCACUCCCAACCCUCUCAGCAAAAUCUCCUGGGUCAACCGCUUGCAUUUGGCCAAAAUUGCUCUCCGGGAAGAAAACCAGCCUGGCUGGCUGUGUCCCGAGGAAGACAAGAAGAGCAAAGCUCCUUUCUGGUGCCCCAUCCUGGUCUGCCGUCUCCCCGCUUUCUCCUCCAGAGCCCUGGACUUGCAGCUGGGUGCUGCUAUCCACAGUCCGGUCCAUUCUUCGCUGCUGGGUUUCUCCGCCGUCAGCACAUCCCUCCCGCAAGGCUACCUCUGGGUUGGCGGUGGCCAGGAAGGGUCCGGCGGCCAAGUGGAGAUCUUCUCCUUGAACCGCUCCAUGCCUCGGACAGUCAAGUCCUUCCCGGUGGCCUCCCAGGUCCUGUGCGCGGAAUAUAUUCCGGAGCGGAGCGAAGGCGAGAGAGAGGAAGACUCCGAAACGGCCGCCGACCAAAGCUUGCCGGUGCAACCUGCCAUUUGCCUGGGGCUACAGGAUGGCAGCAUCCUGGUUUAUGGGAGCGUGGACACGGGGACGCAGUGUUUGCUGACGGCCAAAAGCCCCGGACUCCAGCCGGUCCUUUGUUUGAAACACAGCUCCGAUUAUCUCUUCGCUGGAUUGCAGGACGGAACCGUCGCUGCCUACGCCAGAAGCAAUGCCGCCGGGGGACUCUGGGAUGCCGAAGCCCAGCCAACCUGCCUGACGGUCGGACUGGCGCCGGUGCGGACGCUGCUUACCUUGGACGACGCCUUGUGGGCCAGCAGUGGCAACCAGAUCACCGUCUUCGCGGCGUCCAGCCUCAAAGCGCAGCAAACCUUUGAGGCCCAUCCGGAGGAGGAUGCCAGCGUUGCGCACAUGAUCAAGGCGGGCAGCGGCGUCUGGAUGGCCUUCUCUUCUGGCUCCUCCAUCCGCCUCUUCCACACCGAGACCCUGGAGCUGCUGCAGGAAAUCAACGUGGCGACGCGGACCACUUUCGCCUUGCCAGGCCAGAAGAACGUCCGGGUCACCAGUCUCCUGAUUUGCCAGGGCCUCUUGUGGGUUGGCACUGACCUGGGCAUCCUGGUCCUGCUGCCAGUGCCAAGGCUGGAAGGGAUCCCCAAAAUCACAGGGAAAGGCAUGGUCUCCCUCAAUGGGCACUGUGGCCCCGUGGAGUUCUUGGCGGUCGCCCUCAGCACCUUGGCACCGGAGAUAUUGAAGAGUGACAAAGAGGAGGACCCGGCCACUGAACCCCCUUCCACGGAGGAGGAGAAGUCGGAGGGCAGGUCUUCGGACCCAGCCGCUCAAGAAAGCCACCCCACGACGAGGGAGAUGAGAAGGAAAGGCAUCCUUCUGCAAUACCGUCUCCGGUCCACCUCCCACCUUCCAGGGCAGCUGCUCUCAGUGCGAGAGGUGCCCCCAGGCGCUGGUGGAGGGACAACCAUGGAGCACACAGAGGAAGACGGCUCCAUCUAUGAAAUGGCUGACGACCCCGACAUCUGGGUCCGGAGCAGGCCCUGCGCAAGAGAAGCCCACCGCAAGGAGAUCUCCUCCUUGGCCGUAGUCUCCGGGGGGAGAGGCUACCGGAACUUCAACCCCAACGGGAAAUUGCCGGCCAACAGCGAAACGGAUGGCACGUUGCUCAUGUGGCAGGUCCCCUUGAUACUAUAGCACCCGUCAUCCCUCUAGUCUCCUCCUCCAUCUGCUGCUCUGAACUCUCAAGACCCAAAUGCCUUCUUUCUGGCCAUGGCUCAUGACUAUCAUGCCAAUGAGGAUGGAUCAUCCAAGCUGAGUUUUGGAUAACGUCAAAGGAGAGCGCUCCAUGUGAAUCUGAAUCUCUUUGGGAGGAUGGGAUUCGGCAUCAUGGAUAGUUCUACGUAUGAAGAAAAACAUGGGACGGGUUCACCGUAUCCCACUGACACGGGGGCCGUUCGGUCACUGCUGGUUCUUUUGUGGGGGAACUGGGAUCACUGGAACGGUGUCUCUCACACUUUCGGAUCACUCCCCAUCCUCAGAUACCUUUGCAAAAGUAACUUGCCUUGCUCCGUCUUCAAGUGGGAUGCAGGGUUCCUUUUCUUUUUUCAGCUCCCUCUUCUUUCUGUUUGGAAGCCUCUCGCGGGUGUGUUCACAUGGAUUUUCUGAGACUCGUUUUCAAAUCUCAAGCACCUUUUCUUUUCAUUUAUAGUCUUUUCUUUCGUGGAGUUGUUUUCUUUUCUUAAACAACCACUCUUCCCAGUUGGCCAUAGGAACUGGUGUGCUCCCUCCGGAUUCUGGAGCUUGCCAGAUAUCUUUUCUCUCUCUAUAAGUUCCUUUCUUUUCCUUCUCUACUCCCAGAGGAAGUCAUAAGGAUUCAUAUAUCAAGGUGUGAAUACACACACACACACACACACACACAAACAUACACGUUCUGUAUAUUAUUAUGUUGUAUAAAUAAAAGAAUCUGUAUAUAUCGGGUGCAUCUUCAGAUGCAAAAAUAAAAGUGGUUUAAAAUAAAAAAAGGGCGACGUCA